This is a messenger RNA of Anopheles coluzzii, 12523 nucleotides long. RefSeq lists its product as uncharacterized. Gene Ontology annotation, biological process: cell-cell adhesion. The record is from RefSeq and is a predicted model, not a curated record. The transcript has 10 exons. Gene Ontology annotation, molecular function: cell adhesion molecule binding. Gene Ontology annotation, cellular component: cell-cell junction. Bases 1451 to 3826 code for a protein of 791 amino acids. NCBI's taxonomy places the organism in Eukaryota, Metazoa, Arthropoda, Insecta, Diptera, Culicidae.
UGUGGCAAAGAACAAAAACGGUGCUGGUUCACUACGCGCUUUCCUCUCGGAGCAUUCGUUCGCUGGCGGUGGAAGUGCGCUGUCGCGUGUUUUUCGUUUUGUUCGUGUGCGGUGGUGAGCUGUGCUGUGUGCUUCUGUGUGGCGGCUGGUUUGUAUUUCCGAAUCCGUUAAUCUCGUCGGCAGGAGCCCUUUUUUCCGGCCGGAAGCAAUACGAAACACACGCGCACACUUACACGCAACUCACAACAAACACACACGCAUACCCAGCAGCAGCAGCACGGCGGCACAGCGGCCGAAUCCUUGAAUUGUUUGUCUGUGUGUGUGUGUGUCUGUGUGUGUGUGCAAGUGUGCCUGUGUCCGUGGUCCUUGCGAGAAGGAGAAGACGUGUUUGUAAGUGUGGUGUGCACGUGCAGCAUAAGUGGUUGGUUGGUGUUGGUAGGUGUAGGUGAAGCGGAAACAAGUGCGUGAGUGCAAGUGUUGUACGCCCAACCGCGCCGCAUAAAGGGAGCGAUAGAAGAGGCGUCCCCAUCGUCAUAUCCCCCAUUAACCGGUGUCAUCAUCCUCAUCGCAUCAUUAUUGUUGGCCCGUGGCCGCCCUUUGAUCGUCGCCCAAGUGGUCGCCCAGCCCCCCAUCCCCAGGAAAGAAGAAGUGCGUGCGUGUAUUUUGAGUGCAUGUUGUUCUUGUGUUGGCCGUCGGUUUAGUUGUUCGUCGUGCAGCUUCUCUCCCCCCACACAAUCGUCAUUCUGUGUCUCUUCAAAUUGCAGGCAAGGCCAGGCUAGUUGCAGUGAUAUACAAGAGCGAAGUGUGCAUCUUGGUGAUGAAGUGAAAGCCCCGCGGGAGCAUUAUAUCUAUCGCGGUUCUAAUAAUUAGCGCGCGCGUGUGUGUGUGUGUAUUGUGUCUACACGACCACUGAGCAAGGAGAAAAAGGAAAGAAUAGAGCGUGUGGCGGUGUAACUGUUUUCGUUUGCGGAAACGAGCGUGAGGCUUUGAUUUUUGGUGCGUCUGACACGACCAACCCGCCACCACAACGGAAGCACCGGGCGAACGUUCGCCUCGCCUGCGCCAACGCUUGCUAGGACGACGAUCGCGUGGAGGACGACGGUAGCAGGACUCGAAGCUUCCUGCGCGCGCUGAAUUGCACACGACGACUCCAACGACGAUCGCGAAUCCUUUCCAUCGAAAGGAACAGAAGCGGCGAGAACGACGAAGACGACGACGACGACGAUCCGCUGACGAUCGCCGUUGCACAAUCACAAUCUUCCAGACGCGUCGGCGGUGACCUGCUGCAUCAGCCAGCAGCAGUAGUAGUAGCAGCGGCAGCCAAGCGGAUUGUGACGCGCAUACGACGACGGUGUUAACCACCCCCCGCAGCCCCACCAUAUCCCCCGCGUGUGCGAGCAAACCAAACGUCCGAACGACGGAAACCAGGAAGCAAAUUGAAAGCAGGAGGAUGGAUUGCAAACGGAUUUUGCGCUGCUCGGCACUAGUCGUGCUAGUUUUAGUCACCCUAGUAAAUGCACAAAGCUCAGGUGCACACAAGCGGGAUCUGAACAAUCUGUACCAAGUGAUCUAUUACGGUGACUCGCAGGUCGAGGUCGGGAAGCCGUUCUCGAUCUCGUGCAUCAUCAGCAUCGCCAACCCGGUCGAGUGGCACAAGGACGGCGAACCGAUCCGGAAGCACAGCAACAUCCGCCACGGCAAGGAUGAGCACAGCUACAUCGAGAGUGAGAUGGGCAUCGCAGGAAAUCGAGACAAAAUCGAAGCAUCGAUCAGCGUCCAGCGCGCCCUGCCGAAGCACCAGGGCCGGUAUCAGUGCAACGCGCUGUACAAAAACUACCACCAGCUGUACGUGUACCGGAACGGUACGCUGCUCGGUCAUGGGGCUGUUGCUGCUGCCGCCGCCGUACCGGGUCCUUCAAGGGGCCGCGACGAGAUGCAGGUACUGUUGAGCACGGUGAAAUCGACGCUCGUGGCGCCCCUGCAGCAGCCCAUCGAGCAUCAUCACUUCACGACGGCGGUAGCGCUCGCUCCGGGACCGCCCAUCGUGGACGAGGAACUGCCGCGGGAACACGAACGCGAUCGGGAGUCCCCGAAAGGCGGGCACAGUCCACACCAUCACAGGCAGCAGGCGGGGCAGGGCCAUCGACACCAUACAGCCACCGGGGAGAAGCAGCCCGACCACUCCAGCCCGGCGAUGGGCAAAGAUGACUCGAAACGGUUCGUCAGCCAAAAGACGACCACGAUCGACCAGAACGGGCUGCUGGAACAGACGCAGGUGGAAGAUUUGGAUCGGGAUUUCGCUCCGGUGCUGCACAACACCGACCACCGGGGUGCUUCACCGAUGAUGGGCAAAGGUUCAAAGAAGCAGCACUCCAGCGCCGGAAGAGUACACGUACCGGUGGAAACGCGAGAAGAGGAUGAAGAUGAGCAAGAGAAGAUGAUUGGUGGCGCGGAUGUGGCGGAGGCGCGCGAAGGCCUAGAUCUCGAUACCACCGGUACCGAUGCGGAUCACGCCGAGGACCUCAUUGAACCCGAUACGGAAAUCGUUAUCGAAAGCAAGGCUAUCUCGCUCGAGGACGAGAACAUCGACCGGUUGAUCCAGAACAAGAGCGACAUCAACGGGAUCAUCCUGGUGGACAGCCUGGAGGAGCUGGCGACGCUCCGCAAGCAGCCUUCGUCCGCCCUGUUGCCCAUACUGCCCACCCGGGAGGCCAUGCUGAGCAACGGCUCGAGUGGGUUUUCCCUGGCCGUCAGUACCGUUGGGCCGAUGUUGACCGGAGCCGUUUCGAAAGACGGUGGCAGUGUGAUGCUCCUCACCAGCGUCGCUCCACCACUGGAGCAGGAUAAUACAGUGCACCACAACCAUCACCAUCACCAUCACGAACAUCACGGUAGCUCGUCGUCCUCGUCGUCGACCGCAGCAAAGAUGGCAACCACUUUAACGGCCACUACUUCUACUACUACAACCACUGCUAGUACUACUACCAUCACAACUACUACCACUACGAGCACCACCACCACAACGGCGGCUCCGCCCACGACGACCACCAUCGCGGCUGCCGAUGUACUGCUGCCUAACUACGACCAAGCCAGCACUAGUUUAAAAAUAUUCGAUAUAGCAAAAGCAUUGACGCUCGGUUGUAACAUUACACAGGAAGGAAAUUUUGAGUUAAGUUGGGCAAAAGACGGUAAGAACGUAAGUGAGGUCGAAUCGCUAAAAGACCGCUUUAAGAUACUGGCGGCCGAGCGAAAGUUCGUCAUCAGUCGGGCACUGGAAACGGAUGCCGGACAGUACACGUGUAGCGUACCACAAUUGGGUGUAUCGAAAAGUUUUAACGUAGUUGCUAAUGUUGUUGUUAAAUUUGAAAGCACAGAAAUAGGCAAAACUAACAUAGUGGAGGGCGAACGGUUGACGCUGCACUGUAUAGCUUACGGAACGGAUCCUAAAAUCACCUGGACAGUUGGCAACAAUACUUACAACGCGUCGACAGAUCACAUCGUGCUGGAGGAGGACGAGAGGGGCGUCGAGAACGCGAAGCUUAUCAUCGAUAGCAUAAAGCUAGACGACUACGCCGACUAUACCUGCGAGGCACGAAACAAUGCCACCGAGUUUACGGGCAAACCGGCACAGGUUCUGAUCACCGUUAGAGUAAGAGGAAAAUAUGCGGCACUUUACGUUUUCCUGGGUAUUAUUGUGGAAGUUGUUUUACUGUGUGCGAUUAUUUUAAUAUGCGAAAAAAGACGUAACAAGACAGAGAUCGAGGAAAGUGAUACCGACCAGAGUCCCGACCAGAGAAGGCGAAAAGCUUCCCGAAAUUACAACUAAUGAUAAGUCUAGCGCUGUAAGACGAUCGAGCUGAUCGGGAAAGGAAAAGCAGAAGAACAAAAGAUCCCUAAACAUGAAUUGUUGACCGCGUAGAGCGAUGGGAGGGUCUCCGUUUGGAACCGAUUGCUGCCUGUUAGCGCAAGAGAGAGAGAGAGAGAGAGAGAGAGAGAGAGAGAGAGAGAGAGAGAGAGAGAGAAAAAUAUAGAGAGAGAUAGAGGGAUAAUGGGAGAGUAAGUGAAAACAAGUGGUGUGCGUAUCGAUAGGCUAAAGCAGCAUCUCUACCAGCUUAACUAAUAAGAACAAAACAACAACAACAAAACACUUACACACGUAUUUACUUUAAAACACUCAACUCACAAAACCAACUCUGCGGAUAGAUACCGGUACUUUUGAGAAUAGAGUAAUGGAGGUAACGUAUUCCGUUGCGAUUAAACGGGAUUAAAAGGAGCAAAAGAAUCAGGCCACGUUCAGGGCGCGCGCUGCUAUAUAGAAUCGAAUUCAAAAUCUAAAUUAAAAAGAAAAGAAAAAAACAUACGAUGAGCAGAAAGCGCGCACACACACACGUCAAGUGACAGUUAUGUGGGGCGUGGGUAGAAAAAAAAACAAAAAAACCAAAAUCCAAAAGAAUAAAAUCGAUAGCUAUAAAGCAGCAGCAAUCGGAGCUGUCCGAAGGACGGUUAAAACCCCUAGACAUUAAUACGAUGCGUAGUAGUGCGUAGUGUAAUUUAUGAUGAAGAAUCUUACUAUAAAAAAAACAUAAAGGAAAAGCCACGACAUCUAACAAACAACAUCAUCGGUUGAUCGCUAGCGGCGCCAUAUCGCGUGGGGGGCGUGUUCAACUGGAAGCGAUGGGGGGGACAGGGACAGAGCCCCGUCGCAACACAUACAAAAACACACAACACCGACACAGGACCUCCCGUCGUGAGUGACGGGGUGGGUUGGGGGGUGUUCGAGGAGGAAUGUGUUGGAUCACCAUGCUGCCAAGAGUGUGUGAGAUAAGCGAAUCCUCGGAUGCGAACGAUGUGUAAUUAAGGACAUUCUCGACCUAGUGACAUUUGAUGAACAAUUGAACGUUUAUAUUGAAUCCCACCACAAAGCGCGAAAGAGAGAGAGAGAGAGCGAGAGAGAGAGAGAGGGAAAGAGGGAAAGAGAUGCGAUUGAAGAGUUUGUAGCCGUUACUUAUCCUUACCACACCAAAAAGAAGAAUGAACGAUAACGAAGAAGGAGAAGAUGUUAAAAACCACUGACAGCUAAUACAGAGAACCAUAAGGCUUAUUGUGUAAUCGGAAGUGUUGCAAGGUUGAUGCCGGGAACGAUCACCAAUGAGACAUUAUGCGCCGAAGCAGCAAAGGAAUGCCGAGAUAUCGGUUAAUCAUGGAAGUGAAAAACGUUUAAGGAGAAUCGUAGACGAAACACGUUUUGAGAACAUAACCUCAUCCACGCAUUUGCUGCUGCUCCUCGAGUGAAGAGAAAACGGAGGAGAAGGAGAAAGGUAACAAUACCGAACACCGUAGAACUCCGAAACAAGCUCUUAACACUGUGCUUUACCGAGUGGGCGAUGGAAAACGUUCACAAUUUGAUGCAGGCUCUAGUAGAACAUAGUAGAUUUAAUAAGAAACGCCCCUCUCUUCUACAUCUAAAAAACCGAAUCGGUAUGAUGCGAGCAGAUAAAUCGUUAAAAGAAACACUCACACACUGUUUUAUUAAAAACCCAGUAAAAAAUGAAUCACAUCCUUCGCUUUCACCCGUCACACCACCAUACACCAUUUUCUCGCACUCUCUUGAUCGAUAUAAUAGUGUACGUGCAUGCGUAUUUUUUCGCAAAGUAGUAGUCAAACACGGUACGAGUAAAAAGGGCAAACCCUUACAGCGUUUGUGUAAAGUCCAGUACAGAGGCCUAGAACAGAGAACGAACUCCCGAGCACUCCGAAGCAUUCGAGUAAGAAUCAACAAAAAAGUACGAUUUACCAUCUCUCACCAUUUUGGGUCUUUCAACUUCUUCAUCUUAUCGUACCCUUUCCCCUAAGCCCCAUCUAAAUGUCCUCGACCCUCUGCGCCUCUCUCGAUCGAACACGAAACAGAGAGAAACACUCACACACACAUACACGAUGAAAUCGAUAGCUUUACAUCCGUUGUCCUUCAUAGCAGUAGCGUUUCGGAAGCUGCAGCUGCUGCUAGCUGCUACUACUACUACUACUACUACUACUACUACUACUACUGCUAUCAAUACUCUCUACAAAAAAAAACUGUAACUACUACUCUAUGGAACUUUUACUACUAUUUCAACUACACUUAGAUAAUUGAAGAAAAGCGAUUGAAAAAAGAAUGAUAACGAAGAAUGGAUGGGAACAUGCUUUAAUAACACUUAGUGUGACGAGAGAAGACUAUAUGCUUUCAUUUCCAUCCGUCGGUGAACAGGGAAAACGAGUUGUAUUUUUCUUUUGACUUCUCUCUCUCUGACUCUCUCUCUCUCUCUCUCUCUCUCUCUCUCUCUCUCUCUCUCUCUCUCUCUCUCUCUCUCUCUCUCUUUCUUGCAUGUUCCUUUCUUCAUCUUCUCGUCUUGUGAUUUAAUUAGUUAGCAACUGUUAGUAGCAGAGGCCUUUCCUUCCUUGUUUUCGUAGAGUCGUCGUAACUGCUAUCGUAGAAGAAGGGGCGCGCGAAUUUAAACGAACCAUUUCAACAACCCUUUUCACACCACCGUUCCUGCACAUAAAACACACACUCUUCUUGUGUAAACUCAUCUUCAUCUUUUCUCAUUAGUGUAUUAUAUUUCUAUAUAAUAACAAAGAAGAAUAAAAAAAGGUAAAAGAACAAUUCACGUAGAACACGAUUAUAAGCUCUGCUGGUAGUGUGAAACGCAUUUUAAAUGAAAUUCGAAGUUCGCGGGCCCCUCCUGGAACACGUACCGGCAAAUGGGGCUCCAGUAUUCCAGUGCAAAAGCGGUAAGAAACGGAUGCAAAUCAUACAUACCUUAUAUGAAAGGGGGAACUGCGCUGAUGAUACCAAACCAAUGAAAGUACAGUAACACAACAGCAACCAAACUCUCACACUAAACGAACACAUGAAUCAAUCGAUAACGCAAGUAUUUUGUACCUUGUUCCCCGUUGGUCGAGCCGAUAGCCGGGACGAAUCGAUUUUGCCAGUUUCGUGUAACAUUUGAACGAUCGCCCGAUGAAUGGAGGUUGCAUUAGUUUGCAUCGAGUAUUAGCAAUAGCGCGCCACCGGAGGGCCGGGCCGGAGGUUUAACGUUGCUGCAUGCUUUUGCACACUCACACUGUACAUAUUGUAAGAUAAAAAGAUCAGACGAAGAAGAAGAAAAAAAAACCAGAAACAAAGUAACAGCUAAAAGGGAAUAUUGAUGAUGGUGGCGAUGGAAAAAGCAAAACUAAGCAGCAAAGAGAAUGUAGAACGCGGGCAUAAGCGCGGGUAAAUAAUUUAGAGAAUUAAAAUAAAUAAAUCCAGAAUAUAGAAGAAAAAAGGGGAUUAGUGAAAAGGAGAAGCGACAAACUAUUCGAGUAAACGCUAAAGCGCAAGAGCACUCCGUAGAAAUGUAAUAGGCAUAUUAAUUGGAACGCGAUAAUAGUAAACGGACAAGGACAAACUGGGGGAAGAAUUAAAAUAUCUCGAAGCCAAUAUCCAAAAUAUUGCGGCAAAACGGAAAACAACUCUCUAGCAUUAUGAAAUGGCAUUAAAACAAACGGCACACGCGUGUGAGUUUUAGUAGUGUAUGCAAAUGGGCGUAUUUUUCUUUAGCUCUAUCUUACGGGGUUCGUUUUUUUACUUUGAAAACAGCCAGCCAGACAUACUUACACUUACUUAUUUUUCCUCUCAAUGUGCGUUAUUGGUUUACCUGUUAGCUAUGUAAAAAAAAAACAAACACACACACAAGGGAUUUUGAUCUUUCCUCGUUUCCGUAGCGCAGGUAGGGCACCGUAUAGUAGAAUAGUAGUUUUGUGCAAAAAUGAUGUAGUUUCCUUAUUAAGAAAAAAGGCAAUAUUCUCACAACUCCACGAACACGAACACCACGAAUUCUUAAUGGAAAGACACAAAAUUCAAUGCUUAAGUGCAGUAACAAUCGGGGCAAAACAAAAUAAGACACUGUAACUGUAUAAACCUUGAGGCACACUUGUACGACCAGCGUACAAUGAGAAAAGUGCAACUGCAAUCGAUAAAAGUGGAUUUAUUUUUCUAAAGAAAGAUAACUAUUUGAAGAAAAAAAUUAGACAAAACGUAAAGGUAAUGAAUACUUCAAGCAGGAGUAAGAAAUCUCACUCACAAGAUUUUUCUGAAAAGUGUUUUAUUUUUCAUUUAAUUUGUUUAAAUAUCUAUUCUAUUGUGUUGUUCCUACCAAAUCAUUGUGCGCUGUGGUUGAAUUUUGUUUACAUUCUUCCUUUGUUUCUUUAAAAGGCAUUGAAUUAGCUUUUAGUAACUAAUUGUUAGCGAUCAAGCAAAAACAACCCCUCCAAACAAAAAACGGCAAUCCAACGAUUCUACACCAACCCUCCUUCUCCUGCCGCAUCCUCUCCUUGCUCACAAGCAAAUCGGGUGUGUGUAUGUGUGUGUGGAAUGCGAGAAUUUGUUUACUAGUGUCGCCUUAUCGAAUGAGUAAGUUUGAGGAAGAUUAAAUUUGUAAUGUAAACACUUCACGAGACACACACUUAAUUGCUUAGAGAGAAGAGAGUAAAAGAGAGACAACCCCUAGAGUAAAAAUGCUAAAAAUUACGAAGCAAAACACGCAAAUUGCAUCUCGCGUACCGCCGCUGUAAGUAGAACAAAUAAAAACACGCGAAACCGCACGAUUCAUUAUUAAUAGGACGAAAGAAGCGGAGGAUGUAAACAGAUAAGUACUAUGGUGGAGAAAAAAACAAAAUUGCCCACAAAUUUUCUUUUACCUUCAGUGUAGAGAUUGGAGCUGGAAAAUGAGACGCGAAAUGAUAUAUAUAUAUAUACAUAUAUAAAUAUGCAAUCCAAUAUAGCUGCAAGCUAACGUUUAAAGCAUGAAAGUUAGCACAACAGAAGAGUUGCACGAGCCGGAGAAAGAGAGAUAAAGAAAGCGUUUCCGACUUGUUCAAGUGACGAAGGGGUUUAAACCAACCUGCCCGCUAAACAAGUUUAGCGCAGAUUAUCAAAAAAUGGAAGAAGAACAAGUAAACCCAAGAAGCGAAUGAAGACUUCGUGUUCAUAGCCUUUCGUAUUGCAAUAAUAGUAGUUGAUGGGAUAAAAAGUGUGUAUUGAAAUUUUACGCGUUAUUUUUCCGUUUCCGUUUGCCAUCUUUCCUGCGUGAGAGGAUUAUUGGGUUUCGUGUUGGACACGAGCGCUUAAGUUCUCUUUUUUGUGUUGUUUUGUAUUUAAUAAUUCUAAUCCUAUUGUCCUAGAUUAGUCUACAAUGGCAGUCGAACUGUUUCAGCAACUGUUUUCCUAUUCAGAUCACACUUUAAAUUAUGCAUUAAGCGAGCAAAAUUAAUUCGUCCCAGCCAGUUUCUCCCUUUGGCCCCAUUUUAUUGUAUCGGAAGCGAUGGCGAAGGGAAAACAAAGAAGAAGAAGAAGAAGAAGAAGAAAAUAUAUCACCAAAUUGUGUGAAAUAUGCGCAACCGUACGAUCACAGAACUGUAGAUAUCUUAAAUAAAAUACUUGCAAAAUACGCAUUAUUAUGCAUUAAACCGGAAAACAGAAUAGAGAGACAUAAUCGGCCGACCGGUCCGAGGGCGACGAAGAAAUGGAAGCGCGCCAGUCAUAUUGAACUAAAUACAAAAAGGUUUGAGCGAAUGGAACAGUGAAAACAAAAACCCACAGCAAGGACACACAUAAAACAGUCAAACACACUCAUACAGCACAGUCAGAUAAGGAAACAAAAUCAAUCGAGUCAGAUGGUUCACAUUAACGAUCAACUAAAAAUAGCACAUAAACCGUUUUUAAACCCCACAAAACAGCCACAAACGAGGCGAAACGAGAGUUAGAAGAAAGCAUUCUCAACAACCACCACAACACCGUGUACGAUCGCGUUUUUAGUUUUCAGGCCUCCUUUGAUGAUCGUUGUUGAUCCGUGAUUCUUCGUCGCAUCUCUUAGUGUGCAAUAAAGCCGUGUGUUCAAAAUGCGACAUAUAAAAAGAAAUAUUUGCAAAACGGUAACUCUUUCAACGUCGUUUCACCUCGGUACGGAUUCUCAGUGUUCCUUAUUUAUUCAUUCUAUGCACAACGUGCGUGUGGGUGUGUAACGUUUGAGGGGAACUACACCUCAUUCAGACAAUUUUGAUAUCACGUUUUUCAUGCACAUCACAGAAAAAAUAACCUUAAAAAAAAGAAAGUUAUUCCACUACAUUUGUGUGCACAAUUGUCAGUUGAAAAGAAAUGCAUUUUCAGCUCUCCUUUUUGCUCUCUCUCUCUCCUUCACCCUCACCACCACCAUCAUCAAACACUAAAUGUGGUCUAACACCAAGGAAAAUGUGGUGCAAAAGCUCGGUGCAAACCAGCUAUAAACAAUUUCCCAAUUUAGCACACACACACACACAAACACACAGACAGACUAAUCGUGUAUUAAAGGCUAACAAUGUAUUACUACUACAACACCUCCCCCAGAAGCAAAUCGCGGCUUUUGAAAAGACUAAACUUAAGGCAAAGAAAAAGAAACAAAGCUCGGAUAAAUUGGAUUCUAAACAAGAACGAAACGAACGAAAUAUGUAUAAGAAUGUGAAAACAACAUACAUGAGAAAAAGAAGAAAACUGAAAGUAACCAAAAAAUACUCCAAUGUUCCUCUUGAAACAAAACCGACAUGAUGAUGCAAAACAGAAACGACAACCAAUACAGGAGAACAACAACAGGAACCCGGCCGUUGACAGCCAAUUGAUAAAGUAUUGAUUUUGCAAUACUUUUAUCUUAUCACACACGACACUACUUUUACCGAACCUCCCCCUCCUCCCUCUCAACCCACUGAGACUGAGCGGUGUGUGUGUGUGUGUUAUUUGGUUGAUUUUUUACGUCGAUUGUUCGAUCAAGUGAUCAAUUGCUCGCGUGUCUCCAUACAUGUUCAUGUUCGAUCUGCACCAUCAUGGGGGAAAAAUUUUCCUUUUGAAAACACGUUUCAAACUCAUAAGCAUAUGUUUCGUUGGAUGUGUGUGUAUAUUGGUUUGGGAAGGAAAAAAAAAACUCGGAUAAAGCACACACACACAGCACAGCACUGCACUGCACUGCUCGUUACCAAAAACAGAUAUUGCGUUUCCCAGGUAGUGCGUUGAAUUAUUAGUCGUAUGUUUACUUGUUGCAACAUCGGAGAUCGUCCUUGUACACACAUACACAGCAGCAGACUCGUAGUUUGUGUUGCCUCCUAUCUAAGCGCGUUAUUAUUAUUCUAAUUAUAAAGAUAGACCUCUGACGCUUUAAUCCCGUCAACCCGACAGCGCCCGACAACGCGUUGUACCGCGGGGGAUUGAUGUGUGCGAAUGUGUAUUGCACUAUUUAUUUAUUCACUAACCUCAUUGUUGAUUACCACUUAAGCUGUUUAACAAACAAACAAACAAACAAACAAAAAUCCAAAACUAUGAUGAGCGUAUGGUUAGGAUGAGAGAGGAAGAAAUAAACUCCACAAAACAGAUUUAAAAUUAUUGAAAAUGAUCGAGUUCAGGCGUGUUCUCUUUGUAGAGGUGCAUACCGUUUACGUUUGCAGUAGACAUAUUUCGUUUUGGUUUUAAUUUCGUUCGAGUUGUGUUUGCUACUGUCAUCUAGGUACAGGUUCAAACCGAAACGCGGUCACCGUUUGCCAAUAAAUUAACAAAGCAAAAAAAAAACCCCCACUCAGCCAUUUACAGCAAAACGGUAAACGGAUUGAUUGGUGCGUGCGCGUGGGUUUGGAAAUAUUUGUGGCAAAAUCUAUCUAUGCGACGACCGGGUAGAAUUGAAAAUACCGAUUUGUAAAUCACGAAACAACACUCUCUCAUAACUUUAAUUGCCAUUAAAUUACCCACCAUCCUUCUUAAAAAAAACCUUCGUCACAACUGCUGCUCUCUACAGCGCAUAAGCACACACCAAAAACAAACAAAACAAAGUAAAAGAAGAAGAAGAAAAAAACCAUUAGGCAUUAAAACGUAAAAGUUAUACAACAGCAAGCAACCGAAAACUGAAAACAAAAGAAAAAAGAACAACAACAUGAAGCAAACCAUCAUCCGUAGUGUGCGAACGAUUUACAGUGUGUAAGGAAUGCAAAUAAACAAACAAGAAAAUAUUGUAAGCCGAAAACAAAUUUGAGUGUGUGUGUAUGAGCAAAUUAUGCGAAGUGUGCAAGUGUGUGUGUUAAAGAGUGUAAAUGCGAAAAAGAAGAAGAAUAAACAUAAAACAACAAACAAGAACAAAACUAAAACUUAGAAACAAAAAUAAGAAGCAAGAAAUAAACACACACACAGACACAUACCAAACAAGAUGGUAGAGCACCGUUUGCUGCACGUACGGUGAAGAAGAAGAAAAAAGCGGUACGAAUAGCUAAAAUAAAUAAAAGAAAAUGAAAAGGUAACUAAAUUUAAAGCAAACAGCAAUUGUAGGAAACAAAUAACAAUUAACAACACGGAAUAAUUGCAUCAAACACUCUCACACACAUACACACUCGCAAACACAUACAUUCUGAAAACACGUGGAAAAGAAAAUGAAAUGAAAUAACAAACUUAAAGAAAUAACAAAACAAAAUGAAACAAACAAGCAAACAACAAAGA